Molecule: messenger RNA, 989 nt
Organism: Gossypium raimondii (Peruvian cotton)
Lineage: Eukaryota; Viridiplantae; Streptophyta; Magnoliopsida; Malvales; Malvaceae
Exons: 3
Coding region: 142-711 (189 amino acids)
Source: RefSeq, a predicted model, not a curated record
UUAAUUACUGAACCGAACCCAACACCUACAACUGUACAAAACGAACUUAACACUUUUACACACUUCCGCUUUCACUCGAAAAAAAAAUCUUCUCUCUGCUUACAACUCCUGAUAAUUAUCUUCAAACUUUGGAAUAUAGAAAUGGAAGGAGUGGGCUCCACCAGGCUGGGCCGAGCUUCCGCUAGGUACGGUGGUUCAACGGCGGUGUUCAAUGGACCGGUGAGGAAGUGGAAGAAGAAGUGGGUUCACGUGUCGCCUUCAUCCAACGCUAAACUCUCUCAGUCCAACGGGAACGGUUCCGCCGCCUCCAGCAUCCUUCUUUGUAGGUGGACCCCACUCUCCUUUGCUGAUUCCGGGUCCUCCGCCGUCGAUGGCGAGGACGAGGAGCAACCCCCAAAACGCAAGUACCGCUAUACCCCUGUUGCUGUGUUAGAGGAAGAGCGUAGAAGGGCAGCUGCUGCGAAACAGGUUGAAAAUGAAGCUAAGACAGAUGAGAAUAAGACCAAGCGAUCCCCAGAUUGGCUGUCUUCCAAGACUGAUAACGAGCUGAACAUGAAUAACAUUUUGAAGAAAGAAACUCAGGAUUCAAGCAUGGGUAAUUUGGACUUGGGUUUGUGUCUGAAAGGCCAUGACGGCAGCCACAAUUCUGUUGGCGAGAAGGUGGAUCAGGUGAAGCCAGCAAGCUUGACAGGAUUUUGGGCAAUCGGUUGACUUGUAAUUAGUUCAAGGGAUAGGGUUCAUGUGCUGAAAAGAAUCCGUAUAUUUGGUCACUCCAUAUAGUAGUAGUAGGUACAUACAUAUGCUUGAUCGUAUAAUCAGUGUGUGGUGUAUAUUCAAGCCUUAGCAGUCGUUUGCAACUUAUCAGACCUUGUCAUUGUAGCUAUUAUACAUAGAAUAGAACCCCUAGAUUUGAUAUAUAUAUCUCCUGUCAUCAUGUGGAUUAUGCUCUAAGGCAGAAGUAUUACAUAAAAGCUUAGCCUAUUGUGACA